Exophiala aquamarina CBS 119918 is the source of this 1218-nucleotide messenger RNA. Its product is annotated as phosphomannose isomerase type I. Gene Ontology annotation, molecular function: mannose-6-phosphate isomerase activity; zinc ion binding. Gene Ontology annotation, biological process: carbohydrate metabolic process; GDP-mannose biosynthetic process. Lineage: Eukaryota; Fungi; Ascomycota; Eurotiomycetes; Chaetothyriales; Herpotrichiellaceae. Gene Ontology annotation, cellular component: cytosol. The record is from RefSeq and is a predicted model, not a curated record. The transcript has a single exon. The coding region runs from base 1 to 1218 and encodes 405 amino acids.
AUGGCAGACUCGGUGAUUCAGCUGAAAUGCAGCUGCAACAACUAUCCCUGGGGGAGAAGGGGAAACGAGUCACUGGCUGCCCGGCUGUGUGAGAAAACGAAUCCGGACUUCAAGCUCGAUGUUGAGAAGGAGUAUGCAGAGAUGUGGAUGGGCACAUAUCCGGAACUGCCUUCGUACUGUCUGGAGACUGGCAGGAAAUUAGGAGAUGUACUCGACGAGAAUAAGGAGAGGCUAAUUGGAAAGAACGUGAUGAAAAGGUUUGGAAGUGUUCUACCUUUCCUGCCAAAGAUUCUCUCCAUUGCAAAAGCUCUCCCACUCCAGAUCCAUCCGAAUAAAGAUCUUGCACAAAGGCUGCACGAGAAAGAUCCUGAUAACUUCCCUGACUCCAACCAUAAGCCGGAGAUAGCGAUUGCGCUAGGGCGAUUCGAGGCUUUUGUCGGUUUCAAGCCUCUGAACGAGAUUGAGGAGUUAAUUAAAUUGAACCCGAUGAGAAGGUUCAUGCCGAAGGAUGGUAAUAGCAAUUUCAACGACGAGACUCUCCGCGAAAUUUGCAGGAAUAUGCUUCAAGCUCCGGAUGAGGUAGUGGCUGCCGCAAUCAAGGAACUCUUGUCGAUCAAGCCCCAAGAAUAUGGGAAACAGGCUUAUAUGCUCGAUUUAACUCAUCGGAUCCAAGAGCAGUACGGAAGGCACGACAACGGGAUCUUGGUUGCGCUGGUGUGUAUGAAUUACCUUGUUCUAGAAGCUGGGUCUGCCUUGUACAUUCCCGCAGAUGGCAUUCAUGCCUAUCUGUCCGGAAACAUCAUCGAGUGCAUGGCCCGAUCGAACAACGUGCUCAACACCGGAUUCUGUCCAAGAGCAGACCGCGACUCAGUUGACCUGUUUACCAAAACAUUAACAUUCAAACAACAUGAGCCCGGAGAGCCCAUGCUCAAGCGGCAGCAAAGUGAAAAAAGUGUGUCUGGGAAAACUUCCGUAUAUGCCCCGCCAAUGAGUGAGUUCAACAUGCUGGUUACGGAGCUCUGUGCUGGGGAAGAGGAGACUAUCAAACCAGUGCUAGGUCCCAGUAUAAUGAUUGUAACGAGUGGCGCAGGGAAGAUGUAUAUAGAAGGGCGGGAGUUUCCGUUAGAAGAUGGCAGCAUUUAUUUUAUUGGGCAUGGUGUUGAGGUUGCAGUGAGCAGCACGGACAAGUUGGUGGCAUAUCGAGCGUACGCUGAGUGA